Messenger RNA from Drosophila montana, 1075 nucleotides. Its product is annotated as antigen 5 like allergen Cul n 1-like. The transcript is spliced from 5 exons. Lineage: Eukaryota; Metazoa; Arthropoda; Insecta; Diptera; Drosophilidae. Bases 100 to 951 code for a protein of 283 amino acids. The record is from RefSeq and is a predicted model, not a curated record.
UUUUGAUAUUUUUGUAGUCUAAAAUAUUUUACUUAGUUUUUCUACCUAUUUUCCACUUUUCUAGAUCUUAAAUAGCCCCAAAAUUCUCGGUUAAGUUUUAUGAGGCUGCUGUCGUUGCAGCUGUUGCUGGCCCUGCUCCAGCUUGCCAGCGGCUACAACUAUUGCCGCAAUGAGAGCCAUUUGUGCAACAUGGCUAAUAGGCGGCAUUUUAUAUGCAAUGUGGACACUGAGCUGCAUCCACUUUUUUAUAGGGCUAAAUUUUUGGGCAUCGUACCGGACACAUUGCCAUUCCGCAAACUUAUAUUAGACUAUCAUAAUAAGUAUCGGAAUAUGGCGGCUGGUGGCGAAUUGGUCACGGAUGGCAAUGAAACCUUUCCGGCUGCCUCACGCAUGCGUGAACUCAUCUGGGAUCUGGAACUGGCGUAUAUGGCCCGUGUACAUGCCGCCACGGUAUCCUUCAAGCACACGAUUUGCCGUUCCGUUGUGCGUUUUCCGCAUGCCGGUGAAAAUCUGAGCCUGGUUCUUGCCAAUAACAAACGUUUCUCGGUUAAAGAGUUGCUCGACUUGGCGCUCUUCCCCAUGUUUGAGGAAUAUAGAGCGGUUCUGGAUCCCGUUGAUCUUCUCAAAGAUUUCGACUCCAACAACCACCACCUUGUGGGCCACUUUACGCAGAUGGUUAGUGAUCGAGUCUCCAGGUUGGGCUGCGCCUUUGCUAUAGCAACAAAUUGUGAAUCAAAUAAUAGUGUUGACUUUUGCCACUUUAUGACCUGCCAUUACGACUUUACCAAUAUGGAGGGUUCGUAUACAUAUAAGAUUGGCAAUGCCGCCAGCAAUUGCGGCACUUGGGGCGCCUGGCCUAGCUCCAAGUAUCGCAAUCUGUGCACCAACAACGGCGAUAUAUUUCCCAAGGAUCAUGGCGAUAAGGAUCGCAAGCUCCACAAUGUGGAGUAAUAUUUAUAUAUUAUAGUUUUCCAAUGCCGAAUUGUGACAUUCAUUCCCUGUCCAAGCUGGAUAAAUGUGUCAAAUGAUUGUAAUCAUGUUUAAUUGUUUUUAUAAUAUAUUUUUGAAUCUUUAA